UAACGUCAGUCCGCCGUUUCUGCUUCCAGAACCUCCGAUUUCAUUUUGCUUUUUGCAACUCUCUUCCAUCUUCACCUUCAAUGGCAAGUAACGAUCCAGAGCACAAAGAGGAGGAAACUGCCGCUGUCGAAGACGAAGACACCGGAGCACAGGUCGCUCCGAUCGUCAAGCUCGAAGAAGUUGCGGUUACUACCGGGGAAGAAAAUGAAGACGCUAUACUCGAUCUUAAAGCGAAGUUAUAUCGAUUCGACAAAGAUGGAAACCAGUGGAAAGAGCGAGGCGCGGGUUCCGUUAAGUUCUUGAAGCACAAACAAACCGGAAAAGUUCGUCUUGUUAUGCGACAAUCGAAAACCUUAAAGAUCUGCGCCAAUCAUCUUGUUAUACCUACUAUGUCUGUUCAAGAACACGCUGGCAAUGAUAAGUCAUGUGUGUGGCAUGCUACUGAUUUUUCUGAUGGAGAGCUUAAGGAUGAGCUUUUCUGCAUUAGAUUUGGUUCAAUUGACAAUUGCAAGAAGUUUAUGGAAACAUUUCAAGAGGUAGCGGAGUCUCAAGAAGGGAAGGAAGAGAAUAAAGAGGCUUCGGGUGCAGCUGGACUGCUUGAGAAGUUGAGUGUGGAAGAUAAAGAGGGGAAAGAGGAACCAAAGGAGUCAACUGAUGAACCCAAGGCUAAGGUGGAGGAGAAGGUGGUGGCUGAAAAAACAGGAGAGGAGGAGGAAAAAAAGGCUGAAUGAAUAGUUGUUUGUAAGAAAAUUGGCAAUUUGGAAGCAGAUGGUUGGAGGAAUGGAACAGCAUCUCUUGGUAAGUUUUAAAGUGUCUAAGAUGUGCUAUUAUGCAAUGUGGAGUCGGAGUCAGUGUCGUCGGUCUGUCAGGUUUGGGUUUUGGAUUUUGCGUGAAGGUUGGUGUUGUUCUGGUCGGGUAUAGAUAUAGGGGGAUUUUACAGAUGCUGGUGUUGGGAGUUGGUUGUCAAAUGCAUAUGCAUACGUCUGUUACGUGUUCUUUUUACAAUGGAGUCGUAUUGGAUUUUUUAUUUUCAUUUCAUAUUCAAUGCUUUGAGGGUU
This is a messenger RNA of Cynara cardunculus var. scolymus (artichoke), 1058 nucleotides long. RefSeq names its product ran-binding protein 1 homolog b-like. Lineage: Eukaryota; Viridiplantae; Streptophyta; Magnoliopsida; Asterales; Asteraceae. The record is from RefSeq and is a predicted model, not a curated record. Gene Ontology annotation, cellular component: cytoplasm; nuclear pore. The coding region runs from base 81 to 731 and encodes 216 amino acids. The transcript has 4 exons. Gene Ontology annotation, biological process: nucleocytoplasmic transport. Gene Ontology annotation, molecular function: GTPase activator activity.